CAGAGCAGGUUUCAUCCUCUCUUCAUCUGCAGUGUGUGGCUGGUUUGUUCCUGUGCUUCUCUGUUAUGUUUAGCAGCAGUGCUUCCUCAUUGGGUUGCAGGACAGGAACUUCAUUAUGGUUCAUGAAGGACAUUCAAGCACCAACAUGAAGAUUAUUUGGCUCUUCUGUCUCCUGCUGUGGUGUGGAGCUGCAGAGAGUUUCACUGAUAAGAUGGUAGAUUUGGGACAAAAUGUGACCCUGCGCUGUGAGGUUGCUGUAAGGGAUGUAUAUUGGUACCUUAUGAAACCAUCACAUCCUCCUGUGUUUAUAUUACGAUCAUUCUCAAGUAAAAUCACAAUUCCAUUGUACAACAGCACAACAUUAAACAAACAAUUCUCACUGCAGCUAAAUAGUAGUUUAUUUAUACAAAAUAUCACUCUAAAAGAAUUAGGAAUUUAUUAUUGUAUUCAAAUAGAUACACCACCUAGAAUUAGCAAUGGCAUCAAACUUCACAGCAGACUGCACAAGGCAGAUAAUCAGAAUCAGACAUGUGAGUGUAAGCAGUUCCAGGAUGAGACACAUGAUGAAGAUGAAGAGAUGCGUCUCUGGAGAAACCUCCUCAUCACAUCAGGCCUGCUGAUCUGUGUUCUGGUCAUUGUAGUCACAGGUAUGACUGUAAGCCACUGCAAAGUGUCUCCAAACCACCUGCUGCAACCUCCAAACUCACGUCUCCAGAAGCACCACGCGCUCAGUGCUGUACAGAAUCAGUUUCCAGUGCUGCUACAGACAGAAGUGCAGACCAACUACAAAAGCAACACCUUCAUUUUAGUGGAGUUUAACCAGUUUAACCCUGGGCUGUAGGGCACACACGCAUACAGGCGCACGCGCACACACAGACACACACACACACACACACACACACACACACACACAUAUAUACACGCACGCACGCACACAUGCAUGCAGUAAUUUUAUACGCACCACACACACAAACAAGCUUGCAGCUCUUUGUUCUGGUCAACAUGUAGCAGAGUGAAAUGAACUCUAUCACAAAAGUGUGGUUACUCUGAGUCUGCACAUCAGCUGUUUCAUGCACAUUUCAGACAGACAGGGUUACUGUGCUGUAAGGCACACACACAUGCACACACAUACAUAAAUACAUACAUAC
Electrophorus electricus (electric eel) is the source of this 1148-nucleotide messenger RNA. NCBI's taxonomy places the organism in Eukaryota, Metazoa, Chordata, Actinopteri, Gymnotiformes, Gymnotidae. The record is from RefSeq and is a predicted model, not a curated record.